This is a messenger RNA of Drepanopeziza brunnea f. sp. 'multigermtubi' MB_m1, 1974 nucleotides long. RefSeq lists its product as uncharacterized. The record is from RefSeq and is a predicted model, not a curated record. Lineage: Eukaryota; Fungi; Ascomycota; Leotiomycetes; Helotiales; Drepanopezizaceae.
AUGGGUGGGAGUGCGCGCCAGCGGUCGUCUUCGACGCUCCACUUACCCUCACCGCAGCGAGUCCGCCGCAAACGCAGCAGCAACUCCUAUCUGGAAGACGAUGAAGAGUCGAAACUCCCCUCCGUCACCACCAUCUGCCUGAGAACGAAAAGAAGGAUGCGCUCGAGACAAUUCCUGGGCUUCCUCGCCCUUAUGAUCUGCGCAGGCUGCACAUUUUUCUACCUUCGUACGCCUACUAUGAAUCCAGGCGCCGAAUUCAUAUCUACGAGUCCGGCACCACAGAAAGAAGCGUCAAAUGCCCCAGCAAAAGAGUCCUCGUAUUUUGCGCCCGCGAAAGUAGAGCUACCGAAGCUGGGAACUGGGCACCCCAUAUGGCAGCUGGUGAAGAAGGCCGAGAGCGAAUUCGCGAAGAUCACCAGUCGACAGUCGGAAACACUCGGGCAAGCAGUGAAGGAAUACCGGCGGCGAUAUGGCAUCCCUCCUCCGCCCAACUUCGACAAGUGGUACGAAUUUGCAAAGUCGCGGAACGUGCAAUUGAUCGAUGAGUACGAUUCUAUAUACCACUCACUGACUCCUUUCUGGGGGCUGAAGCCCAAGACAAUUCGGGCUCGGGCGCAAGAAUCACUGGGGUACGAUGCGAACAAUUUGGUUGGGGUAUUGAUCAGGAAGGGCGAGAUCAAGAAGUUGGAUGGAGGCGUGAAGUGGCACAUGGAUGCAUUGAGAGGAAUGCUGCAGAGCUUCUUGAAACAUCUGCCGGAUAUGGAUCUGGCCUUCAACCUCCAUGAUGAGCCCCGAGUCAUGGUACAAGACGGCGAUCUAUCACGGCUGGUACACGAGGCGAGGGAUGUCAAGAUGCCAGCAGCCGACGCAGUGGCGAAACCUAGGAAUGAGUUUUCGAAAGCGCCGCCGGAUCUGAGUGAUGGGUUGCGGUUCGAGGAUGUAAAGACUACUCGGUUCAACGUUUUUUCCCAACAGGCAACAUGGACACAUUCGAAGAUGUCGUGUCCGCCAGACAGUCCAGCAAGAUCUCUAGAGGAUGGAAUUGCGGAGGAUAACAUUCAGAGCUAUGCCCUGGGCGAAAUGGGCUUUGUCUACAAUACUACGGCCUUUUCAGACAUUUGCCAAUCCCCAUCCUUCAGCCAAAGCUAUGGAUUUUUCGACCGACCGAAUGCCUUCAAUCUCGUCACAGACCUAUUUCCCGUCUUCUCGGCGUCAAAGCUAUCGUCAUACUCAGAUAUCACAUACCCAUCACCUUGGUACUGGGAUGGCAAGGUGACUUACAACGAGACAGCAGAUUUCGAUUGGGCAGAAAAGGAAAACAAGAUGUACUGGCGUGGCUCCACCACAGGAGGAUUCAGUCGUGACGGUGGAUGGAGACGACAGCACCGCCAACACCUGGUCCGGAAAAUCAACGCAGGGGACCAUGCUAAGAUCCUGGCCAAUCGUGGCGAGGGAGAAGCCGAAGACUGGCAGGUCAAGCAAGUGCCCCGCAGCGACUACAAGGAGCUCUUCGACAUCCACUUCUCCCACAUUGGGCAAUGCGAUCCUCGCGACUGUGACGCCCAGAAGGACUUCUUCGAGAUCAAGGAGCCCGCCGAGCAGUCUGCGGCUUGGAGAUACAAGUACUUGCUUGAUGUCGAUGGUAAUGCCUUCAGCGGCCGCUUCUACGCCUUUCUGAAGAGUAAGAGCUUAGUGUACAAGCUGGCGGUUUUCCGAGAGUGGCACGACGAGUGGCUGAAGCCGUGGGUCCAUUACAUCCCGCUGAGUUUGAGGGGCGAUGAGUGGCUUGAGGCUGUGCGGUGGUUUGCGGGUGAGUCGUCGGGAAAGAAGGAAGCGGAGCGUAUUGCGCUUCAGGGGAGGGAUUGGGCGAACAAGGUGGUGAGGAAUGAAGAUCUGGAGGUUUACUUCUUCCGAUUGCUUCUAGAAUACGGUAGGUUAGUAGACGACGACCGCGAGAUCAUCGGAUACGCAUAG